UAAGGUUGGCCUCAUAUAAUGGCCGUGCCCUCUGGCCGUGCAUCACAUUGUGCUGUCCCCACACACCACACGCCACUAUGGGGUGGCUUUUGAUUGCCGUGGCAACCUGUGCGCUAGCCUCCUCUGCCAAAGGCAACAAGUGGUGGUGGCAGUAUGAGGAAGGCAUACGACACUAUAGCCAGGAGGCUCUCCACAAGGAGUUUCCAGAGAAAACCAGACCGGUGAACUUCACACAUUCUCCUUUCCAAUGUCCUGACAUGAGUCGCUCGCCCACUGUCCCCGCAUCAGUUGAGUUGGUAAAGGCAGCGGACAUUAAAGUCAUUGCUGCCCUUGGGGAUUCUCUGACGACCGCCAUUGGUGCCAAUGCCACCAACGUCCUUGGGAUUCCUAUCGAGUUCCGUCACGUGUCAUGGAGCAUCGGGGGCCAUGGAUCAUACCAAGAUGUCAUUACACUGGCAAAUAUCGUAAGGCUUUUCAAUCCCAAUGUGCUUGGUGCUGCACCGGCCAAGACUGUCCAUGGAACCUCAGCCCCCCUCAGCGAAACAGGAUUCAACCUGGCCGUGACCGGACACAACACCUUUAAUCUACCAGGGCAGACCAGACAUCUCAUCGACACACUGAGAAACUAUGAGGGCCUGAACUUUGAUGCGGACUGGAAGCUACUGACCAUUCUCAUAGGCAUGAACGACAUCUGUGAUUACUGCAAGGAUAAGGUUCUUUUCUCAGUGGACAAUUACAUUCACUACAUGACGAACUCCUUGGAAAUGCUAAUGAAUGAGGUUCCACGUAUGAUUGUGAAUGUAGUUCAAAUCCUGCCCAUGGAAACCUUGAGGCAGGUCCAGAGGCCCACCCCAGGCUGCCUGCUCCAACGAUCAUUCUGUUCCUGCCUGAUUAAGCCCGGGGCUGGUUCCCCUGAACUGAAGGAGCUAGUGGAGAUCAACCUAGAGUUUCAGAAACGGCUGGAGCAGCUCCUCCACAGCGAUAGCUUCUUCAGGGAGGACUUUGCCGUUGUUCUCCAGCCCUUCAUGAAACAAGCAGACCCUCCUCGCCUCCCGAAUGGCAAGAUCGACAUGACCUUUUUCACCCAUGACUGCUUUCACUUCACCAUAAAGGGCCAUGAGGAGCUAGCUAAGGGGCUGUGGAACAACAUGUUCCAGCCAGAGGGAGGGAAGUUUAUGGUGUCAAGCUUUUCUGACCCCAUCGAGCUCAUCUGCCCACCCAUGGAUCACCCCUACAUCUACACUCGACCUGCCAAAAGAGGCCAGUCCACCAAACCCGUUGUCCCCAGGUCGGCUAUUCCAACGCGGGAAACCCUUCUUCUGUCUCCUCUUGUUGUCCUGGCUGGUAUUCUGUCCUGGGCCAUCACUGCUUUAGCCUCUCUAUAACACUCUCUAUAAUACUGUAAUAAACUUCUAUGUGGGGUGAAUAUAGGCAAUAUUGUCAAGUAUUGAACACAAGAGGGCCCACUGAACCUGGGCCUCUACCAACCCCUGUGUUCUGUGACCAUAGAGAAUGAUAGAGGCCUCUAGUGGCCAAAAGGCCUUAUAAGCAUGGGCAGCGCCAUUGAGGUCUUCUACCAUUUUCAUGUAGACAACUGGCUGAUCCCUCCUGGUGACCCUGUUGGAGUCAUGUCCAACCGGGUCAUCAGGAGGAAUAAGCUAAUUGUGAAGAAGAAAAUUGACUACUUCAAAAUGGAGAUGCCCAUGCUGUCACAGACACUAUAAUGGCACAGAUACAAAUAUAAGUUCUCUAUCUAUCUCUAUGGCUGUGACUGAGAAAACAAAAAGACCAACAAUUGAAAUCGGAUCUUGGAGAUGGACUCGAUAUGUCAGUGUAAUGUGUGCGUGUUGGUGACGUCCGAUACACACAGAAUGACACAAGCUGCUUUACAAAUCUAUCUAUCAUUGAGAGGGGGAUGGGACUGUCAAUAGGCAUUGUGCUUUUCCCCUGUGCUUUGGCAGAGCCUGUUCAUCAUUCAUCUAAUUGUGAACCCCUUCUACAAUAACAAUCCACACCAAACAAAAAGACCAGGUGAUGGCUAAAUUUAGCUCAUCUCAUGUUGUUUCAAUGGGUUUGCUCUGAGGCGAAUUAUUUUAGCAUUUUCUGGUUCCUUUAGACUAGAAUAGCAAGAACCGCAUAAUAAACAUUGAGUUGCAUUGAGAGUAUAAUGGGCUGGCUUUGAAAAUAGUGUAUUUAGGUGAACAUGUGAACUGUGAGGUCUUCCAUAGACUAUAGGCAUGAGAUAAUUUGUUUUUCGACGGGAAACCUGAGAAACACUUUUUGUCCCCCCCCCCCAAAAAGCCUUUUACAGAAGGACAGUUUGCAGUCACUGCUUUUGACCGUGCACAGUGAAUUUAAUUAAUGAUAUUUUUCCUAUUUCCUGACUGAGACAUAUUCAUACAUAUUCAAACUUAACUUUGUGUAUCUGUUUUAAAGGACAAUAAACAGUUU
Molecule: messenger RNA, 2451 nt
Organism: Salmo salar (Atlantic salmon)
Lineage: Eukaryota; Metazoa; Chordata; Actinopteri; Salmoniformes; Salmonidae
Product: phospholipase B1, membrane-associated
Biological process (GO): phospholipid metabolic process
Cellular component (GO): brush border membrane
Molecular function (GO): retinyl-palmitate esterase activity; phosphatidylcholine lysophospholipase A1 activity; A2-type glycerophospholipase activity
Source: RefSeq, a predicted model, not a curated record